This is a messenger RNA of Linderina pennispora, 1473 nucleotides long. RefSeq lists its product as uncharacterized. Gene Ontology annotation, molecular function: DNA binding; zinc ion binding. The transcript has a single exon. The coding region runs from base 1 to 1473 and encodes 490 amino acids. Gene Ontology annotation, biological process: DNA-templated transcription. The record is from RefSeq and is a predicted model, not a curated record. NCBI's taxonomy places the organism in Eukaryota, Fungi, Kickxellomycota, Kickxellomycetes, Kickxellales, Kickxellaceae.
AUGAUUAUGCACAUCGAGGAGCCGUCGCUGGAUAUCAUACGCGCUAUCCAGAUCAUUGCCAUGAAUGAGGCGUGUGUGGGGCACUUCAUGUCGUACAAUACGCUGAUGUGCACUGUCGCCAGCAUGAUAGUGCGGCUCGGCUGGCAUGAGAUGGACUUGUACCGGACGCUGAAGCCAAAGACGUGGGAGGGGUGGGUGGAGGCAGAGACCAAGCGCCGUGUGUUCUGGCUUGUAUACCAAUCGGACUACUAUCUGGCGCUCAUGUCGGGCAGGCCGGCCAUGAUCCCUGAGAACAUGGUGUACGUGCGUGCUCCAUGCGCUGACUCCGAGUGGGAUGAGUUCAACUUUUCGCUGGUUACCAAGACGCCGGAGUCGAGAGACCCGCCGAUGGCCAGCACCGAGCCACGAGCAGCGUCAGCACCCACAGCCGGCGCCACGGCUCGUGAUCGCGAUAGCGACAACGAUGAUAGUGGCAGCGACAUCGGCGAAUUCACAUUUGAGCAGCAGUGGAUCUGGAGCAACUCCGACGACAGCUCAUCGCCGCAAACAGUCCGCCGCAUAGUGGUGUCUGGGGCUGUCUCGCAGUCAUUCACGCUCCUGAACGGCCUGGCAACAAUCAACGGGCGCGUUGGCAGGUUCCUCUGCGAUGCCAAAGCUGCGCGCUACGACCAGCAGGAACUCGGCGCCCUGAACCGGCCGUUCCCCGCAGUCGACUUUUUCGAGACCACAGACACGGGGCAUCUCGUGUACUCGGUCCAGCGCCGCGUCAAGGUUAUCUCCGAGUACGCUGAGUUCCACAAGUAUGCGGCAGAGCUGCAAAAGUGGCUCGAUAGCUUGCAGCCAGCGGAGAAGUUCCGCGACGGCUCGCUCAAGGCCGACGACGUGCAGUACUUUGGCAACGCAAACCACCGGGCAUUUGUCCUCCGGGUGCGCUACUUUUGCCUGCGCUGCUACGCAUACUCGUCGAUGAUCAUCCUGCACUCGUCGAACCGUCGGUCAUUCUUUGCAGAGUUUGAGGUGCCGCUGGAGGUCUGCCAAGAAGCAGUCGAGGCUGGCGAGCUGGAGAUGGAUGCAACGGAGCUGCUGCUGAGGCAGAUCAUGUCGUCCGCAUUCGGCAGGGUCUGGAGCCAGGGGCUGCUGGCAUACGACAUCGAGCCAGAGUCGUGGAAAGUAUGCGUUGAGUGCGCCCAUGGGCUCUCGGACCAUCUGAGACGCAACGACGACAUGCCAUUUACUCGCUUCGACCUCGUUUUGCCGUUUGCUGUGUUUACGCUGACCACCGUGCUGCUGCGCCAGAUCCGUCUGUGUAAGAUUGCCAUUGGGAAGCGCGACGAGAGCCAAAUGUCGCUGAGCGAGUGGCAGGCGGAGCUGGAAUCGCUCGACCCUGGAUGUCGAGCACCAAUGGAAGGUCAUGCAGGGGCUGGGCACCGUGUGGAAUGUCGAGGGCAUGGUCGACUCUGCUCAAGUUUAUGA